This is a messenger RNA of Chiloscyllium plagiosum (whitespotted bambooshark), 5815 nucleotides long. NCBI's taxonomy places the organism in Eukaryota, Metazoa, Chordata, Chondrichthyes, Orectolobiformes, Hemiscylliidae. The record is from RefSeq and is a predicted model, not a curated record.
UGGCAACUUGAGACUAAUGAUGGAGGAGGAUAUGACAUUAUCAACACUGAAGUGAUUGCAACACCAGACAUUCGAGAGUACAGAGCAAGCUAUGGUUCUCUGAAACAAGUCUGGGAGAUGAAUUAUCAGGAAGCAGCAAUCUACUUACAGGAGGGAGAAAAUAAUGACAAGUUCUUCACUCAUCCAAAAGAUCAAAGAGCCCUUGCAGCCUACCUCUUUGUGCACAAUCACAUAUUCUAUGUCAUGGAGCUGAUUUCUGGUGUGCUGCUGCUGAUACUCUCCUUAUGUGAAGCUCCAGCAGUUCCCUCGCUCCGUCUCGACAUUUAUGUGCAUGCCACACUGGAAUUGUUUGCACUUGUCACAGUGGUGUUUGAACUUGGUAUGAAGAUGAGAUGGUUGGGUUUUCACACAUUUAUUAGACACAAAAGAACGAUGUUGAAAAGUGUGGUUUUGUUUGUACAGUUUAUAGAAGUCAUUGUGGUAUUAAUCAGGCAAACUUCACAUGUCCGGAUAACUCGAGCAUUGCGGCCAAUCUUUCUGGUAGACUGCAGAUAUUGUGGAGCAGUGAGAAGAAAUUUGCGUCAGAUUUUCCAGUCUCUCCCUCCUUUUAUUGACAUUUUAUCGUUACUACUUUUCUUCAUGGUCAUUUUUGCCAUCUUGGGAUUUUAUUUGUUUUCUGCCAAUCCGUUGGACCCUUAUUUUAGCACUCCAGAAGACAGUCUUGUCAGUUUGUUUGUUCUCCUAACUACAGCUAAUUUUCCAGAUGUGAUGAUGCCAGCUUACUCCAAAAAUCGUUGGUCUUGUGUAUUCUUCAUUGUGUAUUUAUCCAUUGAGCUCUACUUCAUCAUGAAUCUGCUUCUUGCUGUGGUAUUUGAUACAUUUAAUGAUGUUGAAAAGAAGAAGUUUAAAUCACUCCUUUUGCACAAACGAUUAGCAAUAGAACAUGCCUUCCGCCUUCUGGUCAGUAAAAGGAGGCCUAAUGGGGUUUCCUUCAAACAGUUUGAGGGCUUAAUGAGGUUCUACUCUCCAAGAAUGAAUGCAAGAAACAAAUAUCUUGUCUUCAAAGCACUGAAGAAAGGCGAUGCAGAGUUUCUUGGAAUAGAAGAUUUUUACAACUUCUAUGAAGUUGCUGGAUUAAAAUGGAAAGCAAAAAGAAGUGGAGACUAUUGGUUUUAUGAUCUUCCACAUACUCCAUUUCUUAUAUUUAAAGGAAUUAAUAUCCUUGUGAAGUCCAAAGCAUUCCAGUAUGCCAUGUAUGUUGUUAUUGCUGUAAAUGGAAUUUGGAUACUGGCUGACACACUCAUGAUCAAAGAUGGUGCCUUUUUCCUCCGGAUUGUGCCCUGGAGUUACAUUGUAUUUCUCACAAUUUACGGGGUAGAAAUGUUACUGAAAAUCACUGGGCUGGGACCAUCUGAAUACUUCACAUCUGGCUGGAAUCUGUUUGAUUUCUUGGUCACCGUAUUUGCAUUUGUUGGAAUAGUGGUCUUAGCUUUUGAUAUGGAACCAUUCUAUUUCAUCGUCAUCUUGAGGCCACUUCAGCUGCUAAGAUUGUUUAAGAUUAAACGGAGAUACAGAGAUGUUCUGGACACAAUGUUUGAAUUGCUUCCCAGAAUGGCAAGUUUAGGGUUAACUCUCAUGAUCUUCUACUACUCGUUUGCAAUUGUGGGAAUGGAGUUCUUUGGUGAUGUUCUCUAUCCUAACUGCUGCAAUAACAGCAUGGUAGCAGAUUUCUAUCGCUGGAAAAAUCAGACCAUUGGUGACAGAACUGUGAUACAGGGAUACUACUCUCUCAAUAACUUCAAUAACAUACUUAACAGUUUUGUAACAUUGUUUGAGUUGACUGUUGUAAACAAUUGGUAUAUAACUAUGGAAGGCGUGGUAUCUCAGACUACAAGCUGGAGUCGCAUUUACUUUAUGACUUUCUAUAUUGUAACUAUGGUUGUACUUACUAUUAUUGUUGCCUUUAUUUUGGAUGCAUUUCUGUUCCGCAUGAACUACAGUAGAAAAAGUAAAGAUGAGGGAGACGAAAAUGGAAUUGUUUUUGAGACUGAAGUAGACAAAGAUGAAGUUGAUCGACUUCUUGAGUUCAACAGACAGAAUGGUUCUCCAUCUUCUGAGAUCUCUGGACUCCUUAAAUUGUCAUCCAGAAUGGCAAGCAAUGAUCAGAUUAAAAUGGUUUUUAUUGGCAGAAGAUUAAGAACUAAAAGUGAUCUAAGCAUUAAAAUGUAUGAAGAGGAAAUUCAGGAAUGGUUUGCAGAGCAUGCCCGGGUAAACCAAAUGCAGCAUGAUCAACCACUUGAAUGUAUCUUGAACUCAAGCACUCACCAGCCUUCUUCAGAAUUACGACAGCGAUCUCAGACUGUAACUUAGGAAUAUAACCUAAAAUUCCACUAUGCAAUAAUUACUCAGUAUUACUAUAUAUUUUGUGAUUUGCACAUAUGCACUUGGGGGAUGUUUCACCAGUUGUAAAAGCUACUGUGUCGGCAGAAUCCUGGCAAGAGCUGGAAUAGUGAGAAAUAGUGGCCAUUUUAUUGAGAAAUUUUAUCUGAUAACUUUUAUCUGUGGUAAGUUAUCUGUAACGUAGUAAGUCUUUUAAUUGUAUUUGUGAAAUAUGUCAAUUAUUUUAGAAUUAUUUUGUUCUUAGCCCUUUUACAGCACUUUCAUUUGGUACCUGACUUGCACAAGUGCUGUCUGGAUAGCUACUCUCAAAAUUUUAAUUUAAUAUCUGUCCAAUUGUCACUUUAAUUAUUUGUGGUAAGUCAGUUCUCAUUGUUCGAGUUUGUUCAUAAAAUGUAAUGUUCUUGUAAGAAGCACUGUCUCCCACUUUGCAAAAUCUAAUUCCCAAGGUUAUUUCCAUUUGUAAGCCAUAGUGUUAAAUGCAGGGAGACAAGUGACAGUAUUAAUGGGACAUUAGCAUAGUAAUGUAAUGAUUUCAGAUAUAGUUGCCACGACACUUGGGAAAUUCAAUUUAAAAUUCAAUUCCUGUAUUUAAACUGGAAACUUAAUGGUAUUAAUGUUAAGUUUACUUUUGAUUACUGCAGGCAUCUCCAAAAUCCAUGCCUUGCUUAGGGUAUGUACACAUUAUUUAAAAUAUGUCCUCAAAUUAUGAUGCUUCACUGAUUUGGAGUAGGCCAUGUUAUUUGCUGAAUUCUGAGCAGUACAAACUUAAUAUUUGUUUCUUCAUAGAGGUUUGACAUAAGUUGAGACUGAGGCAAAGUGACCCUUGGGGUAAGCCAUUACCAGUCAUCUCUCUCUAAAGAGAGGGCAGCCCUAUAGUCCUCUGGGACUUUGCCGUCUUUACCUUUUACAUAUCUAUCACCCCAAGAUUCUUAUUUUGCAAAAAUCAGAAAUUAUGUUUUUCUUAAACAUGUUGUUUGCUAGUGAAACUGUAGGUGCUACUGAUGUAAUGUUUUUAUGAACAGAGUGCCAUUUCCAGUUUUCAAAGUGAAUGAGCGAUAACUUGUAAAUCUGUAUUAGUUACCUAAUAUUUGAGUGGUCUGACACAAGGACCUGAAUCUUCACCUUCAAGGUGUAAAUCAAGGUCAGAUCAUUCCCUAACUUCCCUAUACCACUUCCUGCCUAAGUUACCGAUUGCCACCUUGAAAACAAACAGAUGCUGAGGCAAGAAGUUUAGAAGACUCACUUGCAGUUUCCUGAGGACAUCAGUCCAAUUCAGUAGAUGUGAGGCCCCUCGUACUCACUUUCUACCCUCCCUUCCAUACCCUCUAUGUCCACGCAUCCACCCCUAUAUACCCCCACCACCUCUGCCCUGUUCAUAAUCUCAAAACCCACUCACCCAGUAUUCACUAUAUACAGAACUCUUGAGACCUUUAAUAACUUUGGGAAGUAUUUGUAGUGCUUAUAAAAAUCUCAGUCUGCUUGACAGCUGUGACAACAACCUACUGAGCUGAAACUAUUAAUGUGGUUUGGAGCUCAGCCAAGUAUUCAUUAUGAGAUGCCAUUGAAAUCUGCUAUUAAAAAAAAAUUCUAAGGUUGAAUAUGUUAAAACCUAUAAAGUUAUUGAAAGAGCUCAAUCAUCUGUUUGACCUUUGAAGCUGAGGAACAGAUUCCAAGCUUUCAACCAGAAAGCUUGUGCAUCUGUGCAUGCUUAAAGCAGAGGAGCUGAUAUAUUAACGAUCAAAGUGCCCAAGCAUUUGCUCAACCUUAAAAGCAUGGGGACAGAUGUCUCUACUUUUAGUUGGUUAAAUAAUUGAAUUACAUUUGACCAUUGGCACAGUCAGAUCUGAUUGUCAGUAUUACUAAAUGAAAAACAGCACUGUAUCCACAACAUAAUGGACUCUAAUGCAUCUGAGGACUUUUCUGCUUUCACAGCAUUGGACAAUUUAAUGGUCACUUAACUUUUAAAAUAUAUUAAACUUCUAGUAUUGCAUUAUGCCAUAUGAAGUUGCCACAACAUUUUGAACUUAUCUGUCAAAAGGCUGUGGAUUUCUCAUGGAUAAUGACUCUUCUAAGCUGCUGUGAACCAUGUUGCCUUUAGAAAUCUAUACGAAUUGUGAAUAGUCCAAAAUGCCCAACUUGAAGCCACCAAGAUUAGGUGUGCUACAUGCAGAUUUGCUACCCAUACUGUCAUCCCAUGCCAGUAAAAUUAUUGGCAAUGGAUAAGUGGAUAGGAAUCCUGGAAAUGGGUCCUGCCCACCAUUUUGAAGGCUCACCCACCUCAAUGACUAUACUGAUAAAAUCAUGAAAAUCCUGCCCAAGGCAUUUCUUACUACUAUUGUAAAUGUUUUGUACGUUAUAUAGACAUCAAAAUUAUAAACUAAGAUCAAAUCCUCCUCAGUCCAAUCCAGCAGCAUCUGAGUGAUAGAAUGUAUCUUUUGGUCAAAAAUAGGCUAAUAGUGCCUUUUUGGAAAUGGAAUAACAGUUUGAAGUUUUGAUUUGAUUUAGGGAUUAGAAGUGUUUAUGCAUGGAAUUUUCACCCCAGUUUCUGGAUGUUCUUGACUUUACAGAUUAAGCUUGGUCACUUUACAGACUAAACGUAAUGUAAUUUCCCAUUCCCUUCUUGUAAUCUUGGGAUUUAGUAACUACUUUGCUUUUAAUUAAUAAGACAUGAUAAAGAAAUGGUUUUUGCAUAGUGAUCAUGCUCAAGCAGUUUUACUGUAGUAAUUGUGUUGGUUACGAAAUUGAAGAUUUGCUUGUUGAAAAGUUAUUGGCAAGCUAAUAGAAUAAACAAGAAUAUUUUAACUCAAUUUGACGUACUUGGAAGCUGUCAACAAAGAGAAUUGUGUGUGAUGAGGAUCAACAAAAUAUUUAGUGCAAAAUAUAGAUACUAAAACAUAAGAUAAGAAAUUGAAUAUAUGCUGCCACUUAUUCUGAUUUGGAAUUAUUUACCAGGAUACAAACUAACUGAAACAAAGUAAUGCUAAUUUCACAGUUAUAAAAACUAGUGCCAUUCACUGGUGCUUUAGAAUGCUGCUUUCAUCUCUGGAAUUUUGGCUUCAACCCUAUUUGUCAGUCUGUUAAGUUAAACCUUUUUGAUGUUUUAGAUGAGAGCUUUCAAAUGAAAAAUAUUUAACAAUAAGGCUAAAUUAGAAUUGCAGAAUGUUUUUCAAGUUUUUUAAUUUCCUACAAAUAAACUAUAUCUUGUCUAAUAGUGGACAAAUGCACUACUGCUCUUUCCAAUUACAUUGAUGCCAUACAUUAACGAAGACGGAUUGUUGUCUUCCAAGAAUAGCAUACGCAGUUUAGGUGUGAAUAUUCUAUGUUUUAUCAUUUUUAUUAAUAAUUUAAUCCUGCCACAGCAGAUGGUAGAAUUUGAGUUCAAUAAAAAUCUGGAAUUAAGGGUCUAAUGAUGACC